AUGAACAAGAUCUUCCCCCAGGGGGAUGCCAAUGGCAAUGCUGCUGCUGGAAGCAAAGCCCUCCCUGGAGGGGAAGCGGACUGCAGCCCUUGCUGCUACUCACGCCGAGGGGCCUGCCUCUCAGCCUUCCUGAUUCUCCUGCUGACAACUCUUGCAGCUCUGAUCGCCCUGGUCGCCAUCCUUGGACCCCCAUCUCGCACGCCAGGGGCCCAGGCCUGCGUGACGCAGAUGAAUAGGACAGGCUUCCUGUGCAACGACAGGAGCAGCUGCAUCCCGGCCAGCAGGGUCUGUGACGGUGUCCGCACCUGUGCCCACGGCGAGGACGAGGAGGAGGCCUUGUGCCGAGCUGUGCCCCAGAGCCUCCCUGGCUUUCUCGUGGCUCACUGUGGAGACCCUGCUUCCUGGAUCUACUCAGACCAAAUGUGUGACGGGAUCAACAACUGUGGGGACUGCUCAGAUGAACUGAGCCCAGUGACUACCUGCCUGCCCUGCGGCCCUGGGUGGUGGCCCUGCCCCUCGACUGUCUUCAAAUACUGCAGUUGUAUCCCCAGGAGCCUCUGCCGGGAUCAUGUGCAGCAUUGCUCCGACUGGUCUGAUGAGUACUCCUGUCCUGGCCCUUGA
Messenger RNA from Rangifer tarandus platyrhynchus (Svalbard reindeer), 621 nucleotides. NCBI's taxonomy places the organism in Eukaryota, Metazoa, Chordata, Mammalia, Artiodactyla, Cervidae. The record is from the annotation of a GenBank genome assembly.